Ruditapes philippinarum (Manila clam) is the source of this 920-nucleotide messenger RNA. RefSeq names its product fucolectin-1-like. The transcript has 5 exons. Bases 110 to 802 code for a protein of 230 amino acids. The record is from RefSeq and is a predicted model, not a curated record. Lineage: Eukaryota; Metazoa; Mollusca; Bivalvia; Venerida; Veneridae.
UAAAAGACAUUUUUAAGUAUUUUCAUUCAUUGAGUAAAAUGAGGAACACGAACCAAAUAUCGUUUCAGCAACACAAUGUAUUGAUGAUGAAACUGUUGAUUGUGCCAAGAUGAACUCGAUCUUCCACAUCUGCAAUGACACACAUCAAGCCAAACUUGUCUGUCCGAAAUUCUGCAACUUAUGCAAACUUGUUGAUGGCAUAUGGGCAGAAUGGUCAAAUUGGGGUACAUGCUCGCUUAAAAGUGGUGUGUGUACGCAAACGAGAUUUCGAACAUGCACCAAUCCUGCUCCUGUUUUUGGAGGACUUGGUUGUGAAGGAAGGAAUACUGAAACCAGAAAAUGCUCAAUCCAUUUUUGUCCUGGAGUAUGUGCUGGAAAAGAGUACUUAAAUGCAAGUUUAACAAACGUUGCUAAAGGUAAAGGCGUCACAUUGAGUUCAUUAUACGACUCAAUUUCUCCGGGAUCACUUAUGGUGGAUGGAAAUCGUGACAGCUCCUGGCCAUGUGCUUGCACUUUAAACAGUGAUCAUCCGUACGCCAUUAUCGAUUUGCAGCAUCCGUUUAACAUACAUUCCAUGUACAUUGUGAACAGAGGAGACUGUUGUCCUGAAAGGCUAAAUAAUUUGGCUGUGUUCGUUGGAAACUCAACAUCGAGUUUGAGCCUUGCUGCACAACACCCAGGUCCUAUUGGUGCAGACUGUAUCUUAGUAUUCGAUUCAGCAGUACUUGGACGAUAUGUAAAACUACAAAUACAAGGAGUGUCUUAUCUUACAAUUUGUGAACUCGAAAUAUAUGCUGAAUAAAAAUGUUCAUCCCAAAACUUUAUCUUUCCAAAUGUUUCUCCAUAUGAUAUACUCUCUCACCGCUUCAGGGCGCCAGUUCCGUCAGGGACAUUGGGUUAUUAUAUGUGAGGAAGGUACC